AAUGUCUGAUCAAUUCAGAUAAGAGCUCUUAACCAUUCAGACUCUGUAUAAUACUUAACCAUUCAGAGGCAAAUCUCUUAACCAUUCAGACAUCUGAACCAUUAAGAGGCUGAAACAAACAGUCUGAACCAUUAAGUGCUGAAUCAUUCAGACAUCUGAACCAUUAAGAGGCUGAAACAAACAGCCCCUGAGUGAACUUCACAUUUUUUUAUAUUGGGAUCUGAAAAGCUCUAGAGAGAGGAAGGAAAGCUUAGAAAGCGUCUUCAAUGGCGGUCUCAGUGAAGCGUGGUCGCCUGAGUUUGACUUCCGUGCUGUUUCUCUUGCUCGUCGCCGGCAUUGCCGCCGCCAGAGUGCAGAAAACCGGCUUUUCUGAGUCCAGGAAUGUGGAGGAUGCGAAGUUGCACGAGAGGCCUGACAACUCGACAAUGGCGGUCAGGUUGGGAGAAGUGGAGGAAGCUUUGAGCAAGCAUGCAGUGGAUGACCCAGAAGAGGUUGCCUCCAUGGUUGUAGAGAGCAUCAGAAACAGCACGCAGAGGCGUAAACUGGGAUACUUUUCUUGUGGGACUGGGAACCCCAUUGACGAUUGCUGGCGGUGUGAUCCGAAUUGGCACAAGAACCGCAAGCAACUAGCCCAGUGUGGGAUCGGAUUCGGGCGGAACGCCAUUGGCGGGCGGGAUGGGAGAUACUAUGUGGUCACGGAUUCGGGCAACGAUGACCCGGUGAACCCCAAAGCCGGCACUCUUCGCCAUGCUGUCAUCCAGGAAGAACCCCUCUGGAUUGUGUUCCAGCGUGACAUGGUCAUCACCCUGAAGCAGGAGCUGAUCAUGAACAGCUUCAAGACCAUUGAUGCCCGGGGAGUCAACGUCCACAUUGCGAACGGGGCCUGCAUCACCAUACAGUACAUCACCAACGUCAUCAUCCACGGGCUCCACAUCCACGACUGCAAACCCACGGGGAACGCGAUGGUGAGGAGCUCCCCGACUCACUACGGGUGGAGGACGAUGGCGGACGGGGACGCCAUCUCCAUCUUCGGGUCGAGCCACAUAUGGAUUGACCACAACUCGCUGAGCCACUGCGCGGAUGGGCUGGUGGAUGCCAUAAUGGGCUCGACCGCGAUCACCAUCUCCAACAACCACCUGGCCCACCACAACGAGGUGAUGCUGCUGGGCCACAGCGACUCCUACACCAGGGACAAGCAGAUGCAGGUCACCAUCGCGUUCAACCACUUUGGGGAAGGGCUGAUCCAGAGGAUGCCGAGGUGCAGGCACGGGUACUUCCACGUGGUGAACAACGACUACACGCACUGGGAGAUGUACGCGAUCGGCGGGAGCGCGAACCCCACCAUCAACAGCCAAGGGAACAGGUACCUUGCCCCGGCAAACAGAGAUGCGAAGGAGGUGACGAAGAGGGUGGACACGGCAGAGAGCCAAUGGAAGGACUGGAACUGGAGAUCUGAGGGGGACUUGAUGAGGAACGGGGCAUACUUCACACCCUCCGGGGCGAGCGCUUCUGCCAGCUACGCAAGAGCUUCGAGCUUGGGUGCCAAGUCCUCGUCUAUGGUAGGCGAAAUCACCAAAAGCUCUGGCCCUCUUGGUUGUCGCAGAGGUCGCACCUGCUAGCAAUGGCAAACAGAAAAAGGGUCUGUUUAAUAAUUCUUUUUUUUUCCCUUAUUACCAUCUUAAUUAGCUCUCUCUAUCUCCAUCCAUCCAUUUUACCUGACCAAUACUACUACCAAUACAUCACUACCCUUUCCUUAUUCGUCCGUCCACUGAAACCCAAUUGGCAAGUGUACAUUUUAUGCACUGCCAGUUUCUAAAGUUGCGCAACCUCGGCCCGAUUCUACAGAACCAAGCAUCAUCUAGACAAUCUCGGUUUGUUUGUUUGUUUGUUUGUUUGUUUGUCUGUGGAUGAGGGUGCGGAAGCGUUGUCAUCUACCUCUCACUCACCCAUAUACUACACUCUCACCCAAUAUAUAUAUAUAUAUGAUCUCUCUUUGUUUGGUCUGCUCUCUCUCUCUUUACUAUGAUUGGAUUCUGAUUUCAUACAAACUGGGAAUGGUUUUCUGAGUUUUUCUUUCUUUUUUCAGUUAUUAGCUUUUGGUGAGACUUUGUUGUUGAGUAAUUUGAGUCAGUCCUAUAGGUUCUUCCUUAUAUACAGUGUGAAUGUCAACCGUUUUAUUUGGCAAAGAUAUUGAUCAAUU
Messenger RNA from Cuscuta campestris, 2200 nucleotides. The record is from the annotation of a GenBank genome assembly. Lineage: Eukaryota; Viridiplantae; Streptophyta; Magnoliopsida; Solanales; Convolvulaceae.